AUGGACGAGAUGAUCUCAAUGCCGAUCUAUUGGCCUGACGGUCUCGGUAUCACCUCACGACUGGGACCGAUGGCAAUACUCCUUGCUGUGUCUCUGAUCUUUGCUCUGAUGACAGUACUGGCUUCGAUCAUUACAUCAAAGCACCUUGCUAAUAAACGGAUUCCGUUCGCAACAGGGAGCUGCCUGCUUUCCAUCCUGUACCAGCAAUACCAAUUCGUGGCUAAUGGUCCCGAGCUGAUCAAGAGGGGAUAUUCCCAGUUCUCCGAUGGCUUGUUCGAGAUCCCACGCACUUUCCGCUUCGGACAGAUCAUCCUCUGCAAGCCGGAGCUGAUCGAGGAGCUAAAGAACACCAGGAGUACAGUUACCUCUCCCGAGCCAUGGAUUGACCAGUUGCUGCAGAUAUCCCAUGUCAUGCCAGGAUAUUUCCCAAAGGGAGGCGGCUGGCCUGCCAUUGCCAGAACAACACCGGGCCUUAUUCGCGGGACGGUUUACAAGCAAUUGGACCAGUAUGAGCCCUCGAUGAAUGACGCUAUUCUUUCUCAGCUGGACCUCCUUGAGUUCAAGAACGGCGAAUGCAUGGUCAACUGCUUCGAUUUCGCAUACUCGGUGGUUGCCCGUAGUGGAAGCUUUGCCAUGGUUGGCUCACGACUCUCCCAAGACGAGGAAUAUCUCAAAGCUGUCAAAGAUCAUAUUCUGGGAAUGAUUGUGACGACUCGAGUCCAGUUCCUGAUACCAGAUUGCCUCAAGAGAUAUGUCGGCGGCUUCGUCAGUCGAUUGAUCUCGCUGGGCACACGAUGGAAUAUGCACACUUCGCGCAAAAUCCUGCUAAAGCAUUUCGACGCACGCGCUGCAGAGUACCGCAAUGAGAUAAACGGUGGCGAUAAUAUGAAUCAGGCCAAUCCCGAACAGACGCACAAGCCAAUUGACGAUUUCCAGGUCGAGAUAUUCCGCUGGCUCUACGAAAGCUCAGUUCUCCGCCAACGAUGGACCUACUCCGAAGUAAUCGGAGAAAUGCUCCUUCUACAAUUUGCGUUCAUCUAUACAACUGCCUACGGUCUCUACGGCGCAUUGGCCGAGCUAGCGCAGCAUCCACAGUACAUCCAGCCUCUCCGCGAAGAAAUUGAAAGCGUCCUCGCCGCAUGGGGAGCGACCGUCACUGGUUGCGAUCGAAUGAUUCUGCUCGACUCUUUCAUGAAAGAGUGUCAGCGCCUGCAUCCACCUGCAGCCAUAUCUGCUCACCGAGUCUGUAUUUCUGAGCUGAAGCUCUCCAACGGCAUCGUGCUUAAACCAGGAACGCACGUCGGGGUCCCAAGCGGGCGGAUCCAGCGCUCUCCUUCCAGCUAUGAACACCCUGAAACCUUCGAUGGAUUCCGAUUCGCAAAGCGCGCUGCAGCGGGUGCUUCAAACACGCGGCUAGUUGACCUGAGCCCCGAUUAUCUCGUCUUCGGGAUGGGAGUGCAUGCCUGUCCGGGUCGAUGGAUGGCAAGUGCGCUCAUGAAACUCGUCUUUGCUCAUAUCUUGCUGCAUUUCGAUGUCCUGCCUGGUUCGGCGGGGCCAUUGACGGGGUCGCUUUCCUUCGAGGAAUUCUAUGUACCUAAUUUCGGGUUGAGGAUACGCCUGCGACAGAAGUGA
Molecule: messenger RNA, 1632 nt
Organism: Penicillium maclennaniae
Lineage: Eukaryota; Fungi; Ascomycota; Eurotiomycetes; Eurotiales; Aspergillaceae
Product: cytochrome P450
Exons: 10
Coding region: 1-1632 (543 amino acids)
Molecular function (GO): monooxygenase activity; iron ion binding; heme binding
Source: RefSeq, a predicted model, not a curated record